AUGAACAUGAACUCAGGAACGGGAGAAGAGCUUCCCCUGAACAAGCAUCAGAGUGGUUGUCUCUCACUUUGUCUUCUUACUAUGAGGAGGAAGGAAGCUGUCCUGUAUAAGUAUAAGGAUAAAAGAAAAAUUGAAGUAACAAUUCUUGCCACUGGAUCUGGUAAACAUGGUUGUCGUGCUACUGUUUCUCUCGCCGAGGGUGGUGGUCCAGCGUGCCAUGAUUAUGAACUCAAGGAGGGGAGAAGAGCUUCCCCUGAAGAAGCAUCAGAGUGGUUGUCUCAUGCUUUGUCGUCUUAUUAUGAGGAGAAGGGUUUGAAAGUACCAGUACUAAUUGCAGGGUGGGACGACAACAAAUCAGAAGCUGUCCUGUAUAAGUUUAAGGAUAAAAGAAAAAUUAAAGCAACAAUUCUUGCCACUGGAUCUGGUAAACAUGGUUGUCGUGCUACUGUUGCUCUUCUGAGGCCUCAGCCAUUGCCCUCAAUGGCUGAAGCUGUGGAGUUGGCGAAACGAGCCCUUUGCAUUGCUGCAUAUAGAGCUCCCGAAAGUCUUGAACUCAUGAGUGUUUACCUUGUAGGACCUGGCGGUGUCAGAACUGUGGUCUCGUCUGGUGAUGUAGGAGAAUGGCAAAAGCAACACAUCAAAACCACACCAUGGAAGUACAAGUAUGAUGACCGCCUUUGAGGAUUUGAGCUUGGCAAAACCUCUAUGGUUGGAUGAUUAGGGGUGCGGCUUUGUUUUUAUUCAUCAAGAACUUUGUGUUUUUGGUGUUAUUAGCGGGAUUUCUUGAUUUUCUAUGUACUGUUAAUGGGUGGUUUUAUGUCUUCGUUUUAGUAUCUAUGCAUAAUCCAUCCAUCUAUUAUAUGAAGCAUGUUGGUUAGGGGUGCAUGGGCUUUGUUUUUAUUCGACUUACAACUUCGUGUGUUUAGUGCUUAUUAUGGC
Messenger RNA from Oldenlandia corymbosa var. corymbosa, 939 nucleotides. The record is from the annotation of a GenBank genome assembly. NCBI's taxonomy places the organism in Eukaryota, Viridiplantae, Streptophyta, Magnoliopsida, Gentianales, Rubiaceae.